GGCCACUAUAAAAAUUAACUGACGAGACUGCGCAAGUUCUCGAGCUUGAAACCUCCUUUACGCUUCGCCUUGGAGCCCAUUCUUCAUCUGCCCUCCUCUCUAACCUAUCGCUCGUUCUCCUCCGUCUUAACUAAAGAGAUGGGGCUGUCUUUCACCAAACUGUUUAGUCGACUCUUUGCGAAGAAAGAGAUGCGUAUUCUCAUGGUAGGUCUUGACGCUGCUGGUAAGACCACCAUCUUGUACAAGCUCAAGCUGGGAGAGAUCGUGACUACCAUUCCUACAAUCGGAUUUAAUGUGGAGACUGUGGAAUACAAAAAUAUUAGCUUCACGGUCUGGGAUGUAGGGGGCCAAGACAAGAUUCGUCCUCUAUGGAGACACUACUUCCAAAAUACCCAGGGGCUUAUCUUUGUGGUUGAUAGCAACGAUCGUGAUCGUGUUGUUGAGGCUAGAGAUGAGCUCCACCGGAUGUUGAAUGAGGAUGAGUUGAGAGAUGCGGUGCUGCUUGUAUUUGCCAACAAGCAAGAUCUUCCAAACGCCAUGAAUGCCGCAGAAAUCACGGAUAAACUCGGUCUUCAUUCUCUCCGUCAACGCCACUGGUAUAUCCAAAGCACAUGUGCCACUUCUGGGGAAGGACUCUACGAGGGAUUGGAUUGGCUUUCCAACAACAUAGCCAACAAGGCUUGAAAACAAAUCAUUUGAGGAACGCUGCAAUGCAAUCUUGUUUCGAAGUGGGUUUGAGUUUGGAUUACUACUACGCUCAUUGGGUUUUUUGGUGGCCCUGCUUUGUUACUGCUUACAUUUUUUUUUAAUUUAGAAGAAUUUUAUUAUAUGAUAGCAAUCGCUUGUUGUUGAUGUAGAUUUUGAAUAAUUAUGAAUGAGACAUUAUGCAUGCCAUGAACAUAAUUGGACACAGGUGAAUUAUCACUGCAAUGUUGGUUCUA
Prosopis cineraria is the source of this 941-nucleotide messenger RNA. RefSeq names its product ADP-ribosylation factor. Gene Ontology annotation, molecular function: GTP binding; GTPase activity. Gene Ontology annotation, cellular component: cytoplasm. The coding region runs from base 139 to 684 and encodes 181 amino acids. NCBI's taxonomy places the organism in Eukaryota, Viridiplantae, Streptophyta, Magnoliopsida, Fabales, Fabaceae. The record is from RefSeq and is a predicted model, not a curated record. Gene Ontology annotation, biological process: intracellular protein transport; vesicle-mediated transport. The transcript has 6 exons.